Molecule: messenger RNA, 1710 nt
Organism: Ixodes scapularis (black-legged tick)
Lineage: Eukaryota; Metazoa; Arthropoda; Arachnida; Ixodida; Ixodidae
Product: sodium-coupled monocarboxylate transporter 1-like
Exons: 15
Coding region: 1-1710 (569 amino acids)
Biological process (GO): sodium ion transport; transmembrane transport
Cellular component (GO): membrane
Molecular function (GO): symporter activity
Source: RefSeq, a predicted model, not a curated record
AUGGAGAUUCCAACGACCAAGGAACUGCUAGAUCGUUUCACCUACUACGACUACUCCGUGUUCAUCAGCAUGCUGGCCAUGUCCGGGGCCAUCGGCCUCUUCUGCGCUUUCCACGGUGGUGCCCAGAACACCAUUCGACAGCUGCUCAUGGGCAACAAGCAGUUGACUCCAGUCCCCGUUGGCACGUCCCUCAUGGCCAGCUUUAUUUCUGCCGCCUACCUCCUGGGGAACGCUUCUGAGGUCUACCGCAACGGGACCUUGUACGCCAUGACCUUCCUGUCGUACCUGCUCGCACUGGCUGUUACCGCGCACUUGUUCAUGCCCAUCUUUUACCAGUUAGACAUCAUGACCGCUUACGAGUACCUUGAAUUGCGCUUCAGCCGCAUGGUGCGGAUGGCAGCUGUCGCCAUCUAUACGCUGGAAAUGACGAUCUACAUCUCCAUUUCAUUGUACGCCCCAGCGCUGGCGUUAUCACAAUUGACUGGAAUGACGCUUUGGUCAGCAGUUGCUGCCAUUGGCUUAGUGUGCACCGUUUACACAAGCAUCGGUGGCAUCAAGGCUGUCGUGUACACCGACACCUUUCAAGCCGUCGUUACCGUGCUGGCCAUGGUGGUCGUGGUACUGCUCGGCAUCCGAGAGAUGGGAGGCUUCCAAAAGGUCUGGGACAUCUGCCGCGACGGACACAAGAUUCAAUUCGACGAAGUGAACCCCAAUCCUAUGAUCCACCAGACAAUCUGGGGACUGUCCAUCGGAAUGUUCUUCACCAACGCAGCCAGCUAUGCCACCAACCAAAUGAUGGUGCUCCGUUACCUGACCGUUCCGACACUCAGAGAAGCCAAAAUCGUGGUAUGGCUCAACUUCCCCUACUUGUGCAUCGUUCUGGCUUUGAGCUGCUUUGCGGGACUUCUCGUUUACUCUAAGUACGCUACCUGUGACAUCUACGCCAUCAAGCAGAUCUCGACUGAAGACCAGUUGCUCCCAUAUUUUGUCAUGGAUGUCCUCGGAAAAUUAAGAGGUAUACCCGGCCUGUUCGUCGCUGGAAUAUUUGCCGCCUCACUCAGCUCCAUCUCAUCAGGAGUGAAUGCCUUGGCAUCGGUCUACUACGUGGACGUGAUAGCCGUCUUCAGAAAAGACACCAGCGAACAGACCGGUGCUCGGAUAAUUAACGGUUUGGGUGUGUUCUUUGGCCUGCUGACCAUUGGCCUGGUGGCCGUCGCUUCGCACAUGGGCAACGUGCUCGCAGCAUCGCAAGUCAUCAAUAGCGCCAUUGGAGGUCCCCUUCUGGGUCUUUUCACCGUGGGAAUGUUUGUGCCCAUGGCAAACAGCAAGGGCGCCUUAUCUGGGCUGUUCGUUUCUCUGACGCUGUCCCUCUGGCUAAACCUGGGUGCCUUCGUUCACAACUUGGGCACCGCGUCUCCUCCCGCCACGGUGGACGGUUGUCCAGAGGAAUUCCGGAAUGUCACAGGUUUCGGAACCUACGCGACUGAGAACACCUUGGACGUCUACAAGCUAUCUAACCUCUGGUACAGCAUGAUUGCAUUUUUCAUCGUAAUCAUCGUCGCAGUCCCAGUGAGCUACUUUACCACUCCAACAAACGCUGCCACGCUAAAUCCAAAACUCAUCUGUCAGUUAGCCGACGUCGUCUUUUGGUUUGCACCUGAGAAAUUCAGGAGACACUUCAGACUAAACGUCGGGAACGACUAUGUUUAA